Drosophila ficusphila is the source of this 2129-nucleotide messenger RNA. RefSeq lists its product as uncharacterized. Bases 130 to 948 code for a protein of 272 amino acids. Lineage: Eukaryota; Metazoa; Arthropoda; Insecta; Diptera; Drosophilidae. The transcript is spliced from 4 exons. The record is from RefSeq and is a predicted model, not a curated record.
UUGGAAAAGCAGCUGUUAGCAUAAUAUUUAAAGUGUUUAGCAAAUAGAUUUGAUAUAGUUAUUAUUUUAUUAAAAAUCCAUCUCUUUUCGUGAAGGAUAUCUAUUUUAAGUUAUCAAUAAACUAUUGCCAUGAGCGACCAAAAAACAGUUGAUUUGCUGUGGAACUGCGCUUCCAAAUUAUCCGACCAAUCUCACACGGAGCGGGUCCUUAAGUCGUACUACAUAACCACUUGUCGAAAGCUAGCUCGCCACAAUGUCCAAUUGCCAGAGGACAGCUUCGGAUAUGCACGCAUGUGCUCCCGCUGCGGCAACCAGUGGACCGAUGGUCGCUACCAACUCCAACUCAAGCCACAAAAGCUAAGGCAAAAUGCCAAAAACCAAAGACUUGUUGCUCAGCUGGAAACUGUGAAGGCGAAGCAGUCCAAAGGUGAGAUGACCAGUGGGGCCAGGAAAAGGGCCAAGUGGAUAAAGAAACGCAUGGCCAGCCAAAUGGCUGUGGAUUGCGACGUUUGCCAGCACAAGACAAUGCUGCCGCUGUUAAAGAACCAAAAACGCUUCAAGCUCAAAGCCAAGGAGGAAACAAUAGCAACCAUGCAACAUGCUGCACCGGAGCAAGGCAAAAAGAAGGCGAAAAAGAAAAAGUCCCAGGCGCCGAAUAAAGAUAUCAAUGCAGGUCUGAAAAUUCCGUCGAAGCAAAAAACAAUCGAGCAGAAACAGCAGCCUGCCAAAAAAGCCUCCCAACCAGUUGGAAUAGCUUCCCAAAGCCCAAGUCAGACGUCGAAGAAGAAAAAGAAGAAGCCAACUCAGCUGGCGCCCGCCCCUGCCAAAACGCAGUCCAAGACCCAGAAGCAAAAUGCACUGCUUCAACUAGCAGCCCAGCUAAAAUCGAACGCGUUUAAAGACGCCAACAAAUCGCAGCAGAACCGCCUGCAAGCGUUCCUUAAGUAGCCAGUAAAAUCGCUCUGCAAAUGCAUUUAAGUACAACGAUUGUGGUUCGGUUGAAUGAAAAUACUUGUUGUGGCACACAAUUAAGCGUUAGCACAAUACUAGAAUCAGACUCUUUGUGCCGGUUGAUAAAGCCAGCCAGUCAGCCCAAGUGGGAACCUGUUAUCCAGCCGCCCGGUCUUCUGGGUCGAGUCACGCAACGGCUAUGCACUUAUCACUGUUGCCCGAGACGCGACCCAAGGUUGUCCAGAUAUUGCGCAGCCAACACGGGCAGCAUGCUUAAUUUAUUUCUCGGAGCGCAACGUUUAAUUAAAAUUGAGUUGUUUGCCAUAGCGUCCCAUGAACACGUCCUUCAAAGCUGCUCCCAAAAAGGGCAACCGAUCGGGACCUCGGACAGCCCGGUUUAUCUGCCGCCAAUUGCAAAGAGCUCACGCACAGGCGAAGGCCCAGACCCGGGUUGGUUUCGACGUCGGCUUCCCUCUUUCUGCGAAGAACACUCUCAGAUUUCUCGGCAGCUGCGGCAACAACAUCUGCCUGCCACAUUAGAAGAUUUCUGGUUUUACAGUCCAGCUUGUAUGCAUUGAACCACUCAGGCCAUGCUCAAAGUGCGCGUUGGAAAAUUAAAGCUACAGGAAGGUGUCCUUUUACGUUUAAUCUAUAUAGUUUUAUUAAGUAAUCGUGCUGUUUGAAACUAAAAUAUUUUCUAAAUAUAAACAAAAACAAUAAAUAAAAAUGUCGAUUAAAAAAUGUUUUUUAUAUGAAAUAAAUUUGUUCCUUGUAUGAUAAUUUAUUAUUUAUAAGUUAUAUGUUAAUCUGUUUUUACAAAUCACUAUACUUAUGUGUAAUGCCUUUACGUCGAUCUAGUUAGUUAUGAUGUUUAAUGAUUCUAAGUCGUUCCAGUUAGUGAUGUAGUACCGUUGACCGUAGUUGGUCAUCCUGUUUUGUUUUUGCCAAAGUGGGCAUGAUGUUCUCUAAAAUAUGAUAUCAGCGGCAAGAUCGACUCUCUAAAUGUGGCAAAAACGAUAGAAAUUUUGGUUGCCUAGUCGAGGAUGAGGAUUGCGAAUGGAAGAUGGGGAUUGGGCGUGGACCUUUAUUUCAGAAAGCCGGCCGGCUGUCAGUUUCCCCAAAAACAAUGCAAAAUAAAGCAAUCCGCACUCAUUUGAUUUUACACGCUGAAAAAAGGU